GUCAGCGGGACGCUCGGACCUCAGCAGGUGGAGGAAGGUCAGAGGUCAUCUGUUGGAGGGGGGGUGGAGCCUGGUGGCGUUCGUGUCGGGGCUGCUGUUGGCGUCUCUGUACGGAGUCACAGCUCUCUUCCUGCAGAAACAGCCUCUGUGGUCGUGCGUUUACACCACGCUGACCGUGUCCGUCCUGGCGGCGUUCGGUAUGGGACUGUCAGCCGGCGUCCGGGCCGACGUCUCGUUGCUGCUGCCUUCACUGUGCUCAGCUCGGGGCAAGAACUUCCUCCUCUUCCUGUUUGUGUCGGUGCUGCUGACUGGUCCUCUCAACAACACCUUAGAAAACACGGAGCGAGCUGCUGCCAGUCUGAUGUGUAGCGCCGAGCUGGCAGCCAAUCAGACACAGGAACUGAUGCAGAGGGCAGCCACGCCCCUUUUAUCUGCGUUAAACAGCAUCAGAGAGAUCAGCAGUAACGUUCACGCUGUAGCAGGACGAGUUCAGGACUUCAUCCACACUCUGACUGACAGCGUCCGCCAUGUUGCUCGCACUCUGAGGAACGUCCUCCACUUCCUGGUGGACAUCGGCGACGUGUGUAACGCCAAACUGGGCUCUCCGUACAGGAAGUGCCGGGCGGUGUUCGCCGAGGCUCGAGCCGACUGCUCCGACCUGCUGGGGGAGUUCAACUUCCUGUGUGACAUCGUGGAUGGCUUCCUGCCGCUCUGCGGCCUCGCCCGCGCCGGCGAGCUCUUCUGCACCAUCCCCUCCUACAUCGCCAGCCAUCUGAAGAAACGUCUGGCAGCUCCCACAGUUGCAGCGUUUGAGCGAAUGAAGCGGGAGUUUGACUUCAACAUCUCGGCCUCGGUGAGCUUUGACCUGGACACCAACAGCAGCCGCUCUCUGCAGCAGGUAGCUCAAGACAUCAUGGAGGAAGUUUCAUCAGAGCUGCAGGUGUUUCAGAAGCUGAGCGAACCGCUGGCGUACGGCGGCCUCGUCCUGCUCGCCUACUCCUUCCUGAAGGCGAUGAGGUACAGACGCAGGUAUCUUCGUGAGCUCGACUUUGAUAACGUCUUCAUCAGCGCUCAGUUCUUAGAGCUCAACCAACAGGUGACCUCAGGGGGCGGGGCCUCAGUCCUGCCAAUCACGGGCAGGGAGGCCAAGACCUACAUCACUCCACUGUCGUGUUACCUGAUGUCCCGGGAGCGGCGGGCGGUGAUGGUGGGCGUGGUCUCGGUCCUCAGACACCUGGUGAUGGGCGGCAUGCUGGUGGCGCUGGACUUCCUGGUGUUCUGGAUGCUGGAUCAGGUGCACCACCAGGUGAAGGGGGACGUUGUGGCCAGAGCCCCGGUCACGGUGGCGGUGCAGGUGAACGGAUCCGGUUACGCCUCAGACAUCUUCAGAGACGUCGUGGCUUCGUUUGACAUCCUGCAGCGAGAAAACGUCACCGUGAUCAGCAGGAAGUGUCUGCUGGAGCCGUCAGAGCCGGAUUACAUCACCUGCUUCACCCUGGGGUUCCUGCUGGGUCUGGCUCUGCUGGUCUCUCUGACCGGAGGAUUCAUGCAGCGCUGCAGACGACUCGUCUGUGCUGCUUAUUACCCAGAGAGAGAGCUGGAGAGGAUCCAGUUCCUCCGGCAGCAGAUCCUGGAUCAGAGGAGGGAGGUGGGGAGAGCCCUGAGGAGGUCUGCAGCCAAGAGCCGAGCUGACGGAGGAGGGUGUCUCAGGCUACCUGGAGGGGUUCACCUGUCUCACCUGCUGUGUCGGCCGUCAGUCAGCUGUCUGUCUUGCGGAGAGGUGGUGAGACAGGAGGACGACAUGGCCGCCUGUGACGUCCCACAGUGUCCAGGCGUGUACUGUCGGCCAUGUUUCCACAGUUUAGGAAACACGUGUGUCGUCUGCACGCGACCUCUGACCUUCCAGGAAGACGGCGAGGAGGAGCUUGACUCCAGUGAUGACGAGCAGCCGAACUCAAAGAGGAAGAACAUCGGGGCAACGAGCCGAAGACGCUGGAACGGCGGAAUGAGAGCGAGGACGGUCGAGGACGGAGAAGAGAGCGACAUCAGUGUCGACUCUGAGCUCAGUGAAGCAGACAUGACGUACCAGAACCAACCCGGGUCGGACGACAGCGACUCCUCCUUCUGCUCCGCCGGCACGCCGAAAACCAGCAGCCUGCAGGACCAGAGUCUUCAAACCGUCGUCAUACACGGACCGGACUGUCUUUAGGAGAUCCCAGGAUCCUCCAGAACCCUCCAGGACCU
This is a messenger RNA of Anarrhichthys ocellatus (wolf-eel), 2244 nucleotides long. RefSeq names its product DC-STAMP domain containing 2 (gene dcst2). The transcript has 15 exons. Lineage: Eukaryota; Metazoa; Chordata; Actinopteri; Perciformes; Anarhichadidae. Gene Ontology annotation, cellular component: membrane. The annotation marks the transcript as partial. The record is from RefSeq and is a predicted model, not a curated record.